AGAGUGACUUUGGUUCUCUAGUUCACUCUCUAACUUCAUGUGAAGCGGUGGACUAAAGGUGGACUUCUGUUUUAAAGAGGAAAAUAUUUUUGUUUUUGUCGUGAAUCUGUGAACAUGUUUAACAGCUUGCUGAAGGACUUUGAUGAUGACCCGUUUUUUACCAGCAGCGAUCCAUUUUCUGCUCAUAGGGACCACAUGAGGCAGAUGAUGCGCAGCUUCUCCGAACCUUUUGGUGCAUCCUCCAUGCCCAGCAUCACAGAUGGGAGAAACCGCAGACGUAAUGUAGCAGAGUCUCCAAGCUCAUCUCUUUCCCUCAGAAACCAGCACAGGGAAAUUAGCCAGUCGUUGUUGCCUUUUGGCAGCAUUGAAAGCACGGACAUGAUGCAGAACCCUUUCAGCAUGUUUGGCAGCGUGAUGAACAGUGUGAGAAACAGGAUGGAAGAAGUGAACAGAAACUUUGAGAACUUGUCAGCAGAUUCCAACACCCACUCGUUCAGGUCUUCAUCAAUAAUGACAUAUUCAAAAGUUGGAAAUGAGCCUCCCAAGGUCUUCCAGGCAACUUCGCAGACGCGCUGCGCACCUGGAGGGAUUAAGGAGACACGCCAAGCCCUUAAAGACUCUGAAAGUGGUCUGGAGAAGAUGAAGAUUGGACACCACAUCAAGGACAAAGGGCAUGUUGUGGAGAAGAAAUGCAAUAAGAAAACUGGAGAGAGAGAGUUCAACCAGGACUUUCAAAAUAUGGAUGAAUCUGAAGCACAGUCAUUUGAUGAGGAAUGGCAGCAGGCGGUGUCCAAGUUUCAAUCAUCAGCCCCCAUGUCUAACCUUGUGCAGCUCCAUGCUGCCCACCACGCCGCCCUCCCUGCUCCUGAGCAGCAUAACGCUGCCCUCCCUGCUCCUGAGCAGCACCACAGAGAUAAAAGGAAGAGCAUGUUGGAGGGUAAAGACUCAAACAAACCCAACCAGUAAACGUUUGUCUUUGUGUUAUUAAAAGUCUUUUAAGAAACUCAAA
Cyprinodon tularosa is the source of this 1009-nucleotide messenger RNA. RefSeq names its product myeloid leukemia factor 1 (gene mlf1). NCBI's taxonomy places the organism in Eukaryota, Metazoa, Chordata, Actinopteri, Cyprinodontiformes, Cyprinodontidae. Gene Ontology annotation, biological process: regulation of DNA-templated transcription. The transcript has 8 exons. The record is from RefSeq and is a predicted model, not a curated record. Gene Ontology annotation, cellular component: cytoplasm; nucleus. The coding region runs from base 115 to 966 and encodes 283 amino acids.